This is a messenger RNA of Dipodomys spectabilis (banner-tailed kangaroo rat), 2438 nucleotides long. It is a transcript of the gene Camk1g, whose product is annotated as calcium/calmodulin dependent protein kinase IG. The transcript is spliced from 13 exons. Lineage: Eukaryota; Metazoa; Chordata; Mammalia; Rodentia; Heteromyidae. The coding region runs from base 53 to 1486 and encodes 477 amino acids. Gene Ontology annotation, molecular function: calcium/calmodulin-dependent protein kinase activity; calmodulin binding; ATP binding. Gene Ontology annotation, cellular component: intracellular anatomical structure. The record is from RefSeq and is a predicted model, not a curated record. Gene Ontology annotation, biological process: peptidyl-serine phosphorylation.
GCACAAUUCUUCCGAGUCCCUGGCGUCCCCGGAAACUUCAACACUGGAGGAGAUGGGGCGAAAGGAGGAAGAGGAUGAUUGCAGUUCCUGGAAGAAACAGACCACCAACAUCCGGAAAACGUUCAUCUUCAUGGAAGUGCUUGGAUCAGGAGCUUUUUCAGAAGUGUUCCUGGUGAAACAGAGGGUGACCGGGAAGCUCUUUGCUCUGAAGUGCAUCAAGAAGUCACCUGCCUUCCGGGACAGCAGCCUGGAGAACGAGAUUGCUGUGUUGAAAAGGAUCAAACAUGAAAACAUUGUGACCUUGGAGGACAUCUACGAGAGCACCACGCACUACUACCUGGUCAUGCAGCUCGUUUCUGGAGGGGAGCUCUUCGACCGGAUCCUGGAACGAGGCGUCUACACAGAGAAGGAUGCCAGCCUGGUGAUCCAGCAGGUCUUGUCAGCAGUGAAGUACCUUCAUGAGAAUGGCAUCGUCCACAGAGACUUAAAGCCUGAGAACCUUCUAUACCUCACCCCGGAAGAGAAUUCAAAGAUCAUGAUCACAGACUUUGGUCUGUCAAAGAUGGAGCAGAGUGGCGUCAUGUCCACGGCCUGUGGGACCCCUGGCUAUGUGGCUCCGGAAGUGCUGGCCCAGAAACCCUACAGCAAGGCUGUGGAUUGCUGGUCCAUUGGCGUCAUCACCUACAUAUUGCUGUGUGGGUACCCUCCUUUCUAUGAAGAAACCGAGUCUAAGCUUUUUGAGAAGAUCAAAGAAGGCUACUAUGAGUUUGAGUCUCCAUUCUGGGAUGACAUUUCUGAGUCAGCUAAAGAUUUCAUUUGCCACUUGCUAGAAAAGGACCCAAACGAGCGGUACACCUGUGACAAGGCCUUGAGGCACCCCUGGAUCGAUGGGAACACGGCCCUCCACCGGGACAUUUACCCAUCCGUCAGCCUCCAGAUCCAAAAGAACUUUGCCAAGAGCAAGUGGAGGCAAGCCUUCAAUGCGGCAGCCGUGGUACACCACAUGAGGAAGCUACACAUGAGCCUGCACAGCCCCGGUGCCCGCCCAGAGGUGGAGAACAGGCCUCCGGCGCCCCCAGCCUCGGAAGACUCUAGAGCCAGCUCCCCUGAGAUCACCAUCACAGAAGCCCCCGUCCUGGAUCCCAGCGAGUCCUUCUCUGCAUUACCCAGGAUGCCCUGCCAGAAAGGCCUCCAGCCCGCCGCCCCCGGGGGCAGGUCCCUCAACUGCCUGGUCAAUGGCUCCCUGCGUAUCAGCAGCAGCCUGGUGCCCAUGCAUCAGGGGCCUCUGGCCACAGGCCCCUGUGGCUGCUGUUCAAGCUGCCUGAGUAUUGGGAACAAAGGAAAGUCCUCCUACUGCUCCGAGCCCACGCUCCUCAAAAAGGCCAACAAAAAACAGAACUUCAAAUCAGAGGUCAUGGUGCCAGUUAAAAAUGGAGGUAGCUCCCACUGCCGGACAGGGCAGACUGGGGUCUGUCUCAUUAUGUGAUCGCGGGAGCUCGUGUCUGUGUCUCUGCAGUUUUUCAGGAGACAUGUCCGACUCUUCUCUGCCCUUCCAACCCUGGCAUCUACCCUGAAGAGGGAGGAUGGGGAGCCAUGGAGCAGGGCGUGGCAGGAGCGGGUUCUGGUCAGAAGCAGCAGCCUGAUGUCACCUGGGUCAGAUGUUCACAGAAGUGUGGGAGGAAGCCCCAAAGCCUGGAGGGUCCUUGAAGCUAUGGGCAGGAGGAAAAGCAGCUGCUGGUUUCCAGGUCUCCCUGACCUGCCUGUUCUAUGACCCUAUACCCUACGUGUGUCGUGGCUCCAUGCAGUGUCUGUAGAUAGCGCUCACCUGGGUCUGUGUUGUUUGUUGUGAAAAGCUUAGUGGGCUGGCCAGGCUGCACCACCUUCUCCAAGCAAAGCCAUAUGGAGGCCUCUACUCAAGACCCCCCGCUCUGCACACACUCAAUCCUGCCUCUCUGGCCUCGGGCCUCUUGGCCAGACUGAACCCACUAUUGUAGUUGCCUGUCCUUCUGCAUGAACGCUAGGCAGCUUCUGGGAUCUGCCUGGAAAAGCUCACAGCUCUAAUCCUUCCUCCAGGAUUAGUUCCCAACUGCACCAAGACCCAGCCAGCCCAUUCCCAGAACACUGUGGAUCCCUCCUCCCUGCUGCAACCCCAAAGCGGUGUCACAACCUCCAAGGUGGAAAUAGAAGGAAAUCCAUAACUAGGGACCAUCAGGACUUCUUAUUGUGACCACACGGUCCUCCUCACCCCUUAAUUAAUUAUACUAGAGACUAUUUUCAUUCCAGCCAGGAAUUCUACUCCUGUCUCGGCCUCCCUUCCCACACCCCACUGAAGGUCAAGUUCAUCGCUCUUGUCCUUCCCUGUGUUCCUACCCUCACCUUCUCCUUCUCCGGCUUCCUGCUCAGUGUUGUGAUCAAUAAAAUGGACAUAUUUUUCUCUA